Penicillium riverlandense is the source of this 1629-nucleotide messenger RNA. RefSeq names its product DEAD-box ATP-dependent RNA helicase DBP2. Gene Ontology annotation, molecular function: RNA binding; ATP binding; RNA helicase activity. The record is from RefSeq and is a predicted model, not a curated record. Lineage: Eukaryota; Fungi; Ascomycota; Eurotiomycetes; Eurotiales; Aspergillaceae. Gene Ontology annotation, cellular component: nucleus; cytoplasm; ribonucleoprotein complex. Bases 1 to 1629 code for a protein of 542 amino acids. Gene Ontology annotation, biological process: rRNA processing. The transcript has 6 exons.
AUGUCGUACGGUGGCGGAUACUCGCGCGGCGGCAACGACUCCUACCGCUCUCGUGGAGGUUACGAUGACGGUUAUCAGAAUGGCGGUGGCUACGGUGGUGGCGGCUACGGUGGUGGCUACGGCGGCGGCCGCGGUGGUGGUUUUGGCGGCGGUGCUGGUGGUGACCGCAUGUCCAACCUGGGCGCUGGCCUGAAGAAGCAGGAUUGGGACAUGAACGCCCUCCCGAAGUUCGAGAAGUCCUUCUACAAGGAGCACCCGGAUGUUACCGACCGAUCGGAGGCCGAGGUUGAUGAAUUCCGCAAGUCGCAUCAGAUGGCUGUUCAGGGCAGCAAUGUUCCUCGCCCCGUCGAGACCUUCGACGAGGCUGGCUUCCCCCAGUACGUGCUGUCGGAAGUCAAGUCCCAGGGCUUCGAGAAACCGACUUCCAUUCAGGCACAGGGCUGGCCCAUGGCUCUCUCUGGUCGUGAUGUCGUCGGUAUCGCCGAAACUGGUUCUGGAAAGACCCUGACCUACUGUCUUCCCGCGAUUGUUCACAUCAACGCGCAGCCCCUUCUUGCCCCCGGUGAUGGCCCCAUCGUCCUUGUGCUUGCUCCGACCCGUGAGCUGGCGGUCCAGAUUCAGACUGAGAUCACCAAGUUCGGCAAGUCUUCUCGUAUUCGCAACACUUGCGUUUACGGUGGUGUCCCCAAGGGCCCUCAAAUUCGCGACCUGUCCCGUGGUGUCGAGGUUUGCAUUGCCACCCCCGGUCGUCUGAUUGACAUGCUGGAGGCUGGUCGCACCAACCUUCGCCGUGUCACUUACCUCGUGCUCGACGAGGCCGACCGCAUGCUUGACAUGGGUUUCGAGCCUCAGAUCCGCAAGAUCAUCGGACAGAUUCGCCCUGACCGUCAGACUUGCAUGUGGUCUGCUACCUGGCCCAAGGAGGUCCGUCAGCUUGCUUCGGACUUCCUGAAUGACUACAUCCAGGUCAACAUUGGUUCCAUGGACCUGUCUGCUAACCACCGCAUCACCCAAAUUGUUGAGGUCGUGUCGGACUUUGAGAAACGCGAUAAGAUGAUCAAGCACCUCGAGAAGAUCAUGGAGAACAAGGGCAGCAAGGUCCUGAUCUUCACGGGUACCAAGCGUAUCGCUGACGAGAUCACUCGUUUCCUCCGUCAGGACGGAUGGCCCGCCCUCUCCAUCCACGGCGACAAGCAGCAGAACGAGAGAGAUUGGGUGUUGAACGAGUUCAAGCAGGGCAAGAGCCCAAUCAUGGUGGCUACCGAUGUGGCUUCCCGUGGUAUCGAUGUCCGCGACAUUACUCACGUCCUCAACUAUGACUACCCCAACAACUCGGAGGACUAUGUCCACCGUAUCGGCCGUACUGGUCGUGCCGGUGCCAAGGGUACCGCCAUCACCUUCUUCACCACUGACAACUCUAAGCAGGCUCGUGACUUGGUCACUAUUCUCACUGAGGCCAAGCAGCAGAUCGACCCCCGUCUCGCCGAGAUGGUCCGCUACAGCGGCGGCGGCGGUGGUGGUCGCUGGGGUGGUGGCCGAGGCCGUGGCGGUUGGGGUGGCCGUGGCCGUGGUGGCGGCGGCUUCACCCAAUCCAACGCUGCGCCUCUGGGCGGCAACCGUCGCUGGUAA